GAGGAAAAAUGCAAUGACAAUCAUAUCCAAAAUGUUACAUAUGCCAUUGAAAUUAAAAUGGGGUAAAAAAAGUGGCCGGUAUGAUCUUAGCCAAGAUAUUUAUGUAUUAACUGUCUACCUUGGUGAUUAUGCUAUUUUACAAUGUACCCUAACAACAGAAAGUACCGCAAGCCAAUGUAUGGAAUAUCUUAGCCAAAAAGUAGAUCUUAAUCAGGUAGAAAUGUUUGGUUUACGAUAUCAAAUGAAAACAAAUGAUCCGGAUAAUCGUAUGAUGCGUUGGGUGGAACUUGACAAGCCAUUAAGGCGUCAACUUGAGAAAUGGGCAUGUAAACCACGACAAGUACAAUUGGCUGUUCUCUAUCAUACACCAAAUGCAUUUACAUUAACUGAUCAAAUGGCUAGAUCAUAUUACUUUUUCUUAAUGAAAUUGGAUGUUGUUGAAGGUAAAUUGACGGUUGCUCUCGAAAAAUAUAUCAAUCUUGCAGCAUACAGUCUUCAAGUAGAAUACGGUGAUUUUGAUCCAACAAUACAUACAAUUGAUUUCAUGCAAACUGUACCUCUUUUACCGAAGGUUAUUGAAUAUUGUUAA
Messenger RNA from Acanthocheilonema viteae, 589 nucleotides. The record is from the annotation of a GenBank genome assembly. Lineage: Eukaryota; Metazoa; Nematoda; Chromadorea; Rhabditida; Onchocercidae.